CUGCUUGGAUGCUGGUCCAGUCAUUGCAAUUAAAGACAACAAAGCCUCCCAAUCCCAAAAAAAUCGAUGGAGGUGGCCAAAGAAAACUUGAGGCAAGAAGCCCACCUUCUUAUCUUCCCCGCCCCCCUCCAAGGCCACAUAAACGCCAUGCUCCCCUUAGCUGAUGCGCUCUCCUCGUCGGCAGCCUUCGCAUCAGCUUCCUCAACACAGACCACAACCACCGCCUCCUCAGCUUCUUCUCCCCUUCACAAUACUCCUGCUUCUCUCUCCGGCCCAAUUUGCGCUUCCUCUCCAUUCCUGACGGCCUCUCCGACGACAAACCUCGCUCGGCGUACCACUCAGGCCUUGGGGAUCCCUGUGCUUGCAUUCCGAACUAUUAGUGCAUCUUCCCUUUGGGUUUAUCUUCAGAUCCCUCAGAUGAUAGAGGCCGGCGAGCUCCCUUUUCCAGCCGAUGCAGACCUUGACGAGCAUAUAAAGAGCGUGCCGGCCAUGGAAGGCUUUCUGCGGUGUCGAGACCUCCCAAGCAUGUGUCGAAAAGCAACGAAAGCCGACGACAAAGAGCUUCAAUUAUUCACAAACUUCGCUGCCUGCGCUCCCAUCCUCUCUCAAAUCGCUUCCUUCUUCCCAACCAUCUAUGUCGUCGGCCCCCUCAACGCUCUGGUCGAAUCAAUUACCUCAUCCUCUGUCUCUGCCAGUCUCUUGGCCGAAGACCGCUAUGCCCUCAGCUGGUUGGAUGCCCAACCAUACCGGUCCAUCGUCUAUGUCAGCUUCGGCAGCCUAGCCCGACUGACGCAGGAAGAAUUUCUGGAAUUCUGGCACGGUUUCGUCAACAGCGGCCACCGCUUCUUGUGGGUGGUGCAGCCUAAUUUUGUAGCUGAAGGAACGACUUCGGUUGAGAUGGCGGGGUUGGAGCAGAGAGUGAGAUUGGUGGCGUGGGCGCCGCAGGAGGAGGUGUUGCGGCACCGUGCGGUGGGGUGCUUCAUUACGCACAGCGGUUGGAAUUCGACGCUGGAGAGUGCAGCGGCAGGGGUGCCAAUGGUGUGCUGGCCGUGUGCAUGGGAUCAGUUGGUUAAUAGUAGGUUAGUUGGAGAGGUGUGGAAGGUGGGAUUGGAUAUGAAGGAUGUGUGCAAGAGGGAGAUGGUGGAGAGUAUGGUGAGGGCGGCGAUGGAAGAGGACAAGGCGGAGGAGCUCCGGCGAAAGGCUACGGAUUUGGCGGUUGAGAUUGGGAGGAGCAUGGGGGAAGGCGGGGAUGCCAGGUUGGACUUUGAGAGAUUGUUAAAGGACAUUUUGUCAUUAAGCUUGUGUGCAUCGAUAGCACAGUAGUCCUAUUUUCAGC
Molecule: messenger RNA, 1336 nt
Organism: Dendrobium catenatum
Lineage: Eukaryota; Viridiplantae; Streptophyta; Magnoliopsida; Asparagales; Orchidaceae
Product: 7-deoxyloganetic acid glucosyltransferase-like
Exons: 4
Coding region: 67-1323 (418 amino acids)
Molecular function (GO): UDP-glycosyltransferase activity
Source: RefSeq, a predicted model, not a curated record